Molecule: messenger RNA, 1197 nt
Organism: Paramisgurnus dabryanus
Lineage: Eukaryota; Metazoa; Chordata; Actinopteri; Cypriniformes; Cobitidae
Source: RefSeq, a predicted model, not a curated record
UUGUCAUAUCUUGAAAACGUUUAUACUCCUUAGAGCAAUGAAGUUGGAGGAAGCUAUCACAUGGAGAAGGAGGGCCUGAAGCGUUCCCUAGAUCUUCUGGAUUCAAAUGGUCUGAUGGUGGACUACAUUGUGACUGACCGACAUCCACAAAUCCAAAAGUUUUUGAGAGAACGCAGCAUUACACAAUACUAUGAUGUGUGGCAUUUUGAAAAAGGUUUGUCAAAGAGACUAGCCCUUCUGGCAGAAAAAAAGGGCUGUGAGAUUUUAAAGAAAUGGUUGCGCAGUAUUAGAAAUCAUGUUUACUGGUGCGCAACAUCUUCAACUUCUGGACCUGAGAAGGUGGCCAAGUGGAACUCCUUGAUAAACCAUCUUCAAAAUGUGCAUGUCCAUGACGACCCUACAUUUUCCAAAUGUGAACAUCCGGACCAAGAGUCUAGCAAUUCAACGAAAUGGUUAACACCAGGGUCAAUGGUUCUACAUAAAGUAGAAAAAAUCUUAGUCAAUAAGAGAGUCCUCAGGGAUGUCGGGAAGCUAAGCCAUCACCAUCAAACAUCAUCAGUGGAGGCCUUCCAUAGCCUGAUUCUUCGAUUUGCACCCAAAAAUGUGGUCUUCCCAUUUAUUGGAAUGCUGUGCAGAUUGUACCUUGCAACCAUGCAUUAUAAUGAAAAUGCAGACCGUGAGCAAGCUGUAACAAAAGCAGGAGAGGCAAAGUUCAAGGUUGUGUUCCCAAAAUCUAAGAGAGGGGAAUGCAUCGCAAGGCCAGUAAAAACACAAGCGACAUACUUUUAUGUGGAUGACCUGAUCAGGCUUGUGUUUGACGAGGUGCUUGAGGACCCAGCUCCAUUUGUUGAAAAGCUGAAGGAAAUCCCGAUUCCAUUGGACCUGGCAUCACAAUUCGAGAGGCCUUCCAAGGAGGACGUGAUUGAACGCAAUCUCACGCGCUUCAGUGUAGGGGUGGUCGGAAGCCGACAUACCGACCAGCCUGAUCGGGAAACUCCAAGCGGAUCCUGAGAACAACACACGAUGGGAUGACAACCCUAUUGUGUCGUCCUAGAUAGCCCCAACACCAGCUGACAAAGCUUCGAUAUGCUGUGUAUCUGUAACCUCUGUAAGCAUUAAAAUGGACAAUUAUUCACAGGAGAACAAUAUAGGAUAUAGUAUAGUAUAUUAUAAUUACUAAAGCAUGUUUAUUUGUAU